AUGCAAAGCCCAGGAACAACACAACCUCCAUGGUCUCCUUCUUCACUCUCAUUCCUCUCAUCAACCUUAUUCAGAGACCCUAAACCAAAACCAAUCAUCUACACUUUCCUACUCAUCUCUCUCUUCUCCAUCCUCCUCAUCCUCUCUCUUUCCUCUUCCUCCCCUUCCCAAACCCACACCCGACCCGACCCAUUUCUCUUCCCGACUCACCAAACCCACCGCAUCAUCUACGACCAAGAUAAAACCGCCCCUCCACCUCCUUCCAUAGCAUACCUCAUCUCCGGGUCUAAAGGUGAUUCGGGUCGGAUCCUACGGUUACUAUCUGCAACCUAUCACCCACUCAAUCACUACCUCCUUCAUCUUGACCCUUCUGCCCCUCAUUCAGAUCGUGAACAUUUGGCUCUUGUUGUUCAGUCUAAUCCCAUUUUUAAAGCUGCUCAGAAUGUUCAUGUUAUGGGAAAACCUGAUUUUGCUUAUGCAAAAGGCUCUUCUCCGGUUUCCUUUACUCUUCAUGCUGCUUCCAUUUUGAUUCGUUUGUCUCUUAAUUGGGAUUGGUUUGUUAGCCUCAGUGCUGAUUCUUAUCCUCUUGUUACUCAAGAUGAUCUUCUCCACAUCCUGUCUUUUCUGCCUAAAGAUAUGAACUUUGUGAAUCAUUCAAGCUAUAUUGGGUGGAAAGAGUUGAGGAAGCUGAAACCCAUUAUUGUUGAUCCUGGGUUGUAUCUUUCAGAAGGGACUGAAAUGUUUUAUGCUACUCAGAAAAGGGAACUCCCUAGUGCUUACCACUUGUUUACAGGUUCAUCUCUUUCCAUUUUAAGUCGUAAUUUUAUGGAGUUUUGCAUUUGGGGGGUAGACAACCUCCCAAGGAUUCUGCUAAUGUAUUUCUCAAACACACCAUCAUCCCUGUCCAACUAUUUCCCUACCGUUCUCUGCAAUUCUCGCCAGUUCAACAAAACUGUCAUAAAUCAGGACUUAUUAUAUGCUAUUUAUGACAGUCAUAGAAAUGAUCUUCGACCAUUGAACUCAACGGAUUUCGAUGACAUGAUUCUUAGUGGAGCUGCCUUCGCCAAAAAAUUCCAGCCAGAUGAUCCCAUGCUUGAUCUCAUCGACCAAAAAGUAUUGAACCGAAGUCCUGGAUCAGUUGUUCCUGGUGGUUGGUGUUUAGGUGAGCCUGGGAACAACACAUGUUUAACCUGGGGAGAUGCCAGUAUCUUGAGACCCGGUGUAGGCUCUCAACGGCUCGAGAAAGCAAUUGUUGAACUGUUGUCAAAUGGCAAUUUCCGAUCUCGUCAGUGUAUAUAG
Molecule: messenger RNA, 1299 nt
Organism: Lathyrus sativus (Indian pea)
Lineage: Eukaryota; Viridiplantae; Streptophyta; Magnoliopsida; Fabales; Fabaceae
Source: the annotation of a GenBank genome assembly